UUUUACCAUCGCAAUGACGGCUGGGGGCCCAUCAACGAGGCGGAUGUGGAUCCCAGAGCCUGCUGCCCCCUGCGCUGCCUGUUCAUGUGGAAGAUGAAGGAUGGGCAGAAUGUGGCCAACGCGCGGGUGCUCUACCAAGGGUUAAAGCGCCGCGACGUCGCCGAGGGCCAGCUCGACGAGGAAGUGGCGACCUUCAGCAGGCCUGGCCGGCGUACGGUCAUGCUCUGGGCGUCUCUAAGGAAGUGGAGGUUGUUCAGCACGGGCAUCAAGUCCGCAUUUCAACAGGCUGAGGACGUGCCCGCACGCGGCCUCAAGCUGCGCGCGAGCCCGACGAAGGAGAUGAGAGAGAUGCUCUCUGACCAGAUCGGCCUGCAACCUGGACGGCCGCCCAGGAUGAUCAAGCCGCGUUUUGGUGACCCGCGGUCGCCCAAGCAUCGGCGCUAUCGUUCCGACGAAGUCGCGGGGGAGAUCGGGUUCAAGAACCACGCGCUCGAGGAUUGCUUGUUGCUGUCCCUGCGCCCGGCGAGGGUCGACGACGGUCCGUUCGACGCGCGCAGCUUCGAGGGCCAGACCUGCGCGGUGGAUGGGCGCGACGAACGACGGGACCUCUACGCGAAGCCCAACGGUACCGAGUGCUUCCAGGCGCGGCUAGGGAUGCUCAACGAGAAGUUUAAGUUCGGCAAGUGGGAGUUCGGACCGAGUCCGGUCUUCACUGGAGGCGAAGUGGGGCAGUCUCUGAGCACCUACGGCGCGACCCUCAAGUUCGAGAGGUACCUGCGCG
This is a messenger RNA of Prorocentrum cordatum, 781 nucleotides long. Lineage: Eukaryota; Dinophyceae; Prorocentrales; Prorocentraceae. The record is from the annotation of a GenBank genome assembly.